AUGUCGGAACAAGAUUCUAUAGAGCAGAAUCAACCUGUCGUUGUAAAAAUAAAAAGUAACGUGAUAGGAAAUGAAAUUCAACCGUUGUCAAUGCAAGGAAAUUUGGCACAUAACUGGGGAGAAUGGAGCAUAAAUUUCAAAAUAUUUUUGAGAGCCACAGGUUUAGAGGAAGAAAACGAUGCGAGAAAAGUAGCUUUAUUAUUGCACUAUAUUGGUACAGAUGCAAGAAAUAUUUACAAGUCAUUUGAGUUUAACAUGGAUACUGUAACAUUUCAAGAAGUUGUAGAGAAAUUUGAAAAAUACUGUAACCCGAAGAAAAAUUUAACAGUAGAAAGACAUUAUUUUCUUACCAGAGUACAGAAAGAUGGUGAAACCAUUGAAGAUUUUAUGACUAGUCUAAAGAAUUUGAGUUUAACAUGUGAAUUAGCAAUUUUAAAAGAAAGUUUGGUGUGUGACAUGUUCAUUAUUGGUUUAAAUCCUAAAUACCAUUCAAUUAAGCAAAAACUAUUGCAAGAAGUAGAUCUGAAGACAGAAAAGGUAUUACAAAUUGCUCAAAAUAUAAUUACAACUCAAAUGCAAGCACAACAGUUAAAUAAAAAUUCAGAAGCAGUGGUAUACAAAGUAGAGAAGAAUAAAGAUGGUCCAGGUCCAAAUUUUUCAAAUCAUUCAAGGUAUAGAAAUGAAGUCCCAGGUCCAAGUUGGAGAAAUGAUAGUCAAAGGUACAACAUAGAUGGUACGAACAUAAACAGUCAAAGUCAGGUAACAAGUCAGAAUUUUAAAUCAAGAUAUAAUGGAUAUGCAAAUCAGAGUAAGAAUAGUGAAAAUAAUCAAGUGGUAAGAAAAGUUUGUCAAAGAUGUGGUGAAAAUCAUAGAAAUAAAUGUCCAGCAUUAGUAGCUAUUUGUCAUUAUUGUAAAAAACAAGGUCAUUAUGCAAAAUGUUGUCAAACUAAAAGAAUAAAUAAUAUAAAUUUAAGAGAAAGUACAGUACAAUCAUCUAAUAAUGAAAAUGAUUCAUGUUUUGUUAUUAAAACUAUUAGUCAGAAUAGUAUUAAUCAGAAUUGGUCAAUUGUAGUCAGAAUCAAUAAAAUAAAUGUAGUAUGUUAUUUAGAUACAGGUGCACAAGCUAAUGUGAUGUCAAUAAAAAUUUUUAAUGAGGUUAAUGUACAAAAGUUAGAACUGGUACCUACAUGUAUAAAUUUAAAGUCUUUUUCAAAUGAUGUCAUACCUAUAGUAGGAAAAGUAAAUUUGUUAUGUGAAAUUGAGAAUAGGUUAGAAAGUAUUGAGUUCAUUAUUGUGAAUUUGGAGUGUCAAACAAUUUUGGGUCUAGAUACUUGUCAUAAAUUAAAAUUAAUUAAAAGAGUUGGUCUAGUAAGUCAUGAGUCUAUAAUAGAGAAAAAUAAACAAGUUUUUGCUGGUCUAGGUUGUCUACCUAAUGUAUGUCACUUAGAAACUGAUAAAAAUAUUAAACCUAUAAUAGAACCGCCAAGAAGAAUACCUUUUUCUUUACAUGAUAAAUUAAAAGAAGAAUUAAAUAGAAUGUUGUCUACGGGAGUAAUAGAAAAAGUCAAUGAAGCAAGUGAAUGGGUAAAUUUAAUAGUCUUAGUCGAAAAAAGUAAUAAAAGUUUGAGAGUUUGUCUGGAUCCCCGUAAUUUAAACAAAGCUAUAAAAAGAUGUCAUUAUCCUAUACCAACAUUUAAUGAGAUUAGGUCAAAAUUAGCAAAAGCAAAAUAUUUUUCAACACUAGAUGCACAGUCAGGGUUUUGGAUGAUACCAUUAGAUUUAGAGAGUUCUAAGCUAUGCACAUUUAAUACACCCUUUGGAAGGUUUAGAUUUACAAGAUUACCUUACGGUAUAAGCUGCGCUCCUGAGAUUUUUCAUAAAGUAAUGAAUGAAAUAGUAGGAGACAUAGAAGGAGUUUGUUUAUAUAUAGAUGAUAUUUUAAUUUAUAGUGAAACUUUGGAAGGUCACAAUAAAAUACUAGAACUAGUACUAGAAAGGGCAAAACAAUUCAAUUUAAAAUUCAAUAUGGACAAAUGCAAAUUUCUAUUAUCAGAUAUAAAAUAUUUGGGUCAUAUUUUUAGUGCAGAAGGCAUAUGUCCAGAUUCUAGUAAAGUAAGUGCAAUUUGUCAAAUGUCUAUUACUAACAGUGUAGCUGAUAUUAGAAGAUUUUUGGGAAUGAUUAAUUAUUUAGGUGAGUACAUAGAUAAUUUAGCAGAGCCUACAAAAAAUUUAAGGUUGUUAUUGAAAAAAAAUAUUAGUUUUCAUUGGACAGAAGAGCAUGAAAGAGAAUUUGAGUCGCUUAAAGAAAUGAUUAGUCAAACGCCAGUACUAGCAUAUUUUGAUAACAAUUUACCUUUAACAUUAUCAGUUGAUAGUUCACAAUUUGCAGUUGGUGCAGUGAUUUUACAAAACAAAAAACCUAUAGCAUAUGCAUCUAAAUCUUUGUCACAGGCUCAGUCAAAUUAUGCACAAAUAGAAAAAGAGUUAUAUGCAAUACAGUUCGGAUGUACUAGAUUUAAACAAUACAUUUAUGGUAGAAAAGUUCAAGUUGAAACAGAUCAUAAACCAUUAGUCAGUCUUUUUAAAAAAACCAUUAUCUGAGGUUCCAGCACGUUUGCAAAGGAUGAUGCUAAACUUACAGCUUUAUGAUUUAGAAGUUAGCUAUACUCCAGGAAAAUUUCUUUUCAUCGCAGAUACAUUAAGUAGGGCACCAGUAGAAGGUCCAGAUAAUACUGAUAGUGGAGAUGAAGAGUUACGUAUACAUGGAAGUUUAUUAGUUAACAAUUUAGCUGUGUCUUCAAAGAAAUUAAUGGAAAUACAGGCAGCAACCAAAACUGAUAGAGUUUUACAGUCAAUACUAAGAUAUUAUAAUGAAGGUUGGCCAAGUUCGAAAAAUAAAUUGGAAACGGAGGUUAAACCGUAUUACAAUUUCAAUCAUGAAAUACAUGUUGUGGAUAGAUUAGUCUUUAGAGGAAAUCAAAUAAUAAUUCCUGAGUCAUUGCGUCAAGUUAUAUUAGAAAUAAUUCAUGAAGGUCAUUUAGGAUAUGAAAAAUGUAUUCGACAAGCACGUACAGUAGUUUUUUGGCCAGGCAUGUCAGUAGAUAUAAAGAAUAAAGUUGAACAAGUGUCCAGCAUGUCUUAAAUAUCAUAGAUCAAAUAGUCCAGAACAACUAUUACCACAUGAAAUACCAACUUUGCCUUGGCAGAAAAUUGGUGUUGAUCUUUUUUAUUAUAGUAAAGUCACAUAUAUAUUAUUAGUAGAUUAUUAUUCUAAAUACUUUGAAAUAGCGCCUUUAAAUAAUACUUCAGCAAAAGAGGUAAUUAGUACAAUGAAGUCUAUAUUUGCGAGACAUGGAAUACCAUUGAUCUUAAUGUCUGAUAAUGGUCCCCCAUUCUCAUCAAAAGAGUUUCAGUCAUUUUUAGUAGAUUGGGACAUUACUUAUCAAAGUUCUAGUCCUUAUUAUCCAAAAAGUAAUGGUUUGGUAGAGAGGACAGUUCAAACUGUAAAAAAUAUUUUUAAUAAGUGUAUAGAGUCAGGCUCUGAUCCAUAUCAGGGAAUGUUGCAAUACAGAAAUACAACGUUAGAAUGUGGUUAUUCUCCAGCUCAGUUAUUAAUGUCACGUAAUUUAAGAAUGAAAUUACCUGUUAGUGAAAAAAUACUCAUACCAAAAACAAUUGAUAGGAACGAAUAUAGCAAAUUUGUUAAGGAAAAAGAAAGGAAAGUAAAAGAAUAUCAUGAUAGGUCAGCUAGAAACUUACCGAAUCUCUUUGUUGGAGAAAAUGUAUUUUAUAAAAAGGUUCCAUCAUCACCGUGGUUACCAGCUACUGUGAUAGAAAUAGGUCCUUUUCCAAGAUCAUAUGUCGUCAGAACACCUGAAGGUGUACAUUAUCGUAGGAACAGACAACACAUAUUAAAGCCUGCCAGUACAAUUAGUAGACAAAAUAGUGAGGUGAUAGUUAAGCAUGAAAAUAGUACAGCAGCUAGUUCCAAUUUGUAUGAGGCUCCAAAUAUGAACAACGAUACAUCAAUUUCAAAUCAAAGUUAUGACAAUUUAAAUGUUAACUUAAAUAGGUCACAUAGACUAAAUGUAAGUAAUCAAUUUUGUACCAGGAGUGGUCGAAUUGUAAAUAGACCAAAAAGGUUUUCAUUUUCAGAAGAGUAA
Messenger RNA from Diabrotica balteata, 4163 nucleotides. Lineage: Eukaryota; Metazoa; Arthropoda; Insecta; Coleoptera; Chrysomelidae. The record is from the annotation of a GenBank genome assembly.